Molecule: messenger RNA, 1317 nt
Organism: Dacryopinax primogenitus
Lineage: Eukaryota; Fungi; Basidiomycota; Dacrymycetes; Dacrymycetales; Dacrymycetaceae
Exons: 2
Source: RefSeq, a predicted model, not a curated record
AUGUCUAUUCCCUUGGCGCAGAGGUGUACGACACUUUACGAACUGUACGGCGGCACUUUUGUUAGGGGCACUUCCCAGCCUCUGCUCGCGCUCCACCCGCACCCGCCCCAGCAGGCCCAACACGCAGAAGACCAACCAAGACGCACAGACGGGAUAUAUGUCGUAGACCUACCGAGCGAAGUUGGAGAACUGGAAAGUGCGAGCUGGGAACGGCCUUUGAACCUCCCACUCGGCGCGGGGGGAGGGGGGACGGUGGAGGACUUUACGUUGGAUCGGGCGGGGGAUUUGUGGGUUGGGGUUGGGAGGGUUGGGGAAGAAUACGUGAUCCACCUCCGGACUCUCUCCACUGGAGGUGAACAUCCGCUUGCGAGGGUUGGGGAGAUUAGGCAUCGGCGUGGGCGGGGGUAUGCGCCUGCGCCUGCGGAUGCGGACGGGGACGAGGACGCGGACGCGGACGGGAACGCAGAUGGGAACGGGAAUGCUGGUGAGGGGAACGAGGACGGGAACGCAGAUGCUGGUGAGGGGAACGCAAACGCGGAUGGGAACGGGAACCCAGAAGCUCGGACGAGCUAUACGAUGCAGCUAUGUGGGACUUCCCUGGGGAUCUUAUUCCACUAUCCACCCCAGCCUCAUCCCCAGCCGCACCCUCACCCUCACCCCCACGCCGAGCCGCACCCGGACCCCCAGCCAUCCCAAGAACUGCUCAUCUGGAACUGGACCACCAGCACUCUCAGAGCCCAACUCACCCCCGCCGACGCCGACCUAGGGGAAGAGGAAGAGAUGCACUCCUUUUCUUUCCUUGCCGAGGAUGUGGUCAUGCUUGCUAAGACUGGGGUGGGGGAGGCGGGGUUGGAGGUGGUUUGGGUUCCUGAGGCUGCUGCGGGAUCGGGGUCAGCGCCCUCGCCUGGGGAAGGACAACCAACAGCAAGAGCAAGCGCAAAAGCAACAGCAAGCGCAAGAGCAAGAGCACGACAAUGGAAACCGCGGGAAGCGCAAAAGAUAUGCACCUUCCGCCUUCCAAAACUAAGACGGGAAUGGACAUAUACGAGUAUCGUAACUCGGUCUGAUCCUGCUCCUGUUGCUAGGCCGUUUGACACCCUUCCCAUGCCUUCUGGCUCUGACUCUGGCUCUGACUUUGUCUCUGGAUCUGGCUCUGGCUUUGGCUUCGCGUCUGGCUCUGCAGCGCACUUCCGCUCGCGAUCAGAUUCCCAAUCCCAGUCCCAAUCCCAAUCGCGGUACACUCCCACUUCUCCCGGCCGCUCCCGCGCCCCUCCCCCUCUCACACCCCUCACAACCCCCCCACCCCCCUCCGGCGAC